AUGCGCUGGAUCCCGGACAGAAGGGAGAAAUUUCAGCAGCGCCCCCAGCAAAUGCUCCAGCCACAGGCACCCCUACGCCUGGGACCUCUGCUCCACGAGAAGGUUCACGGAGCCAGUACCCGAGUCCUAAUUUCCCCCCACCGCGUGGGGAACUCGAGGUCCCCCGCGCCCCGCGUCCGGCACCUGUCCCUGCUGCCUCCUGAUUGGCCGCACGGCGAGCGCUGGCGGCGCCCGGCUGUGAUUGGCGGGAAGUUCACAGCCCUUGGCUGGACGGUGGAGAAAGUGAGUCGGCCUCCGGCGGGGGUGGGGGCGGGGACAGGGGCGGGGCCGCGGCGAGCCGGACUCGCUGGACAGACCGCCCGCCCGGAGCGGGACUCGGCGCCCGACACGAUGCGGAGGCCUGGCACCAGCGGCCGCCGCCCCCUCCUGCUGGUGCUGCUGCUGCCGCUCUUCGCAGCCGCCGCCUCCGCCGCCAGCCCCAGCCCCAGCCUCACCCAGGUCGUCGAGGUCGCAGGGGUCCCCAGCCGCCUGGCCAGCGUUGCUGCUUGUCGCUGCUGCCCAGGCCAGACGUCUAGGAGGAGCCGCUGCAUCCAAGCCUCCUGCAGGGUCCGAAACUGCCAGCCCAGAAAGUGUGCAGGCUCCCAGCAGUGCCUGAACCCAUUGCCUGCAGUGCCCAGUCCCAGCCCCAGCGUGAGGAAGAGACAGGUGUCCCUGAACUGGCAGCCACUGACGCUGCAGGAGGCCAGAGCUCUACUGAAGCGGCGGAGGCCCCGGGGGCCCGGGGGCCGGGGACUACUGAGAAGGAGGCCCCCACAGCGUGCCCCCGCUGGCAAGGCCCCGGGGCAGAAGAGGAUCAACUUUAGCUGUCUACCCAAAUGCGGCCCCCACUACUCUUAA
Rhinopithecus roxellana (golden snub-nosed monkey) is the source of this 897-nucleotide messenger RNA. RefSeq names its product latent-transforming growth factor beta-binding protein 4-like. The coding region runs from base 1 to 897 and encodes 298 amino acids. The transcript has 6 exons. NCBI's taxonomy places the organism in Eukaryota, Metazoa, Chordata, Mammalia, Primates, Cercopithecidae. The record is from RefSeq and is a predicted model, not a curated record.